UCAAAACUGAAAGGAUAUCCACUAUGUUCUCAGUCCAGUGGGUCCUCUACGUGACGGACGCGUUUGCUCUUCAUAAAUUGCGAUCGUCGAUAGCCGUUGCGCUUACGGGGCGGCUCUAACUGAAGACUCAUGAGAUAGCUCUGUGGUUGGAUUUCAUUCCUGAAGUCGUUUGCACCACAGCUUUCACCUCUAUGUGUUUUUCCAUAAUUUCCAUAAUCACAGACGAUUCCCCGAUGAAGAAGAAUUUCCUAAUGCAGGAGGUAUAAUCUCGACAAGAAGUCACCUUGUUUGCUUUGAUGCCGUGAUCGCGCAUGGGGUAUUCUAUAGUUCAAUCCAUGUGAAUAGGCCACAACAAAGCGACGGAUUCGAAGUUUCUUCUCGUCAUUGGCCAUUGUCCCUGCGUACACCAAAGCUUGCUGGACCUCGUCCACCCUCCCUAUUAAAGCGUUCUCAUGAAUCUCUAAAUACGGCCACUGCAUGAUACCCUCUCCCCCCUCGCUCCUUUCCUCGGACAAUACCGUAUUUGCUCCGUUAUCUUCUACGCCAGUCAUGGAUUCUAACAGCGCCUGGAGUGAGGAAGACGUUCAUUCGUCUAAUCUAACCUCUGGUGAAUUUGAUUGGGACAUCACGAGGACAUGGUUAACUGACGACGACAUAAAUUUGCUCAAUUAUGCCAUUGAUGAAUCUCUCGUUCCUAGGAAUCUUUUUCAAGAGUUCGAGAGCGCACUCGACGCGUUAUCGUCGAUGCCACCAUUCGAUCCUCAAGUCAUUGAGCCAUCAUCAAGUCUAUCUGAGAAUAAGGUUCCCGAACUCCGACAGACAUGUAACCUAGAGACGGAUGACGAGAACAUUAUAAACACGGAUCUGGUAUUACCAUCUUGUACAGGAAAUCGCAUCGGUCAUCGAGGAGGAGCUGCUCAGAUGUCCGGCCCACAAAGCUACUUCUAUUCGAACCAGCUUCCACACGAUGAUAGCUCCGCAUCACUGGUUGAGCAUCCUAGCGCGCACUGCGUGGCAUGGAUUAACAACUCUGACGAACGCAGACCUUCUCUAGACUCCAAAGCUGCUCACUUUGACAACAGAGGUGAUAUCUCUCUAUGCUACGACCCAGCAAGAUUCCAGACGGGCAUGAAGAACCCACAUCCCUACUCAAGUUAUUCGUUCCAUGGUACCAAUCAGACGACCUUCUACGAUAUUCACGGCUAUCCGCCGUCACUGCCACAUUACGCUGUGCCAAACCCCGUCGGAUCGUCCGCUUCGUUCUUUCGAGAUCAGAGAUUUCUUCAUCCGAUUAGUGUUCGCUAUCAUCCGUACGAUAGCGGUCGUGCCUCUCAGCAAGCGUCACAUACUCUCGGAGAUAUCGAAACGAAACCAGAACAUCCUCUCUCUUCGUCCUCCUCUUCGAGAUCUGACGACGACGCUUAUGCUUCGGCGGCAUCAUCCUCUGUUUCUCCCUCUUCCGAGUAUUCCGUAGACAAUGAUCAGUUGAUCCAACCGUGUCCUGCAGGCUUUCAUAGAGCCGAAUUCGACCCAAGACAUCAAGAGGAUUUGGCGGAAAAACUGAACCUUCCAAUCAAUAAAGUCUUCUACUACGAAAAUUUCCAGGACGAGACCAUUCACAAAUGCCCUCUUGGGUGCGGCACCGAAUUCCCUGGAUAUACGAUCCGUGAACAUAUAAAGAACUUUCACAAAGGAAUGUACAAUGGCCCACAAGUUCAGUGCGACCGAAGCCUUCUACCAGAAGAGUCCGAUAUAAAAUGCUCGGGGGAGAAGAUGUCAGCCCAGUCUUUUGCGCACCACUUUGAAGACGUGCAUUGCCGUCGUUCAGCGCUGUGCGUGUACUGUUUGGUGCUACAGACCCGCAGGUGCAACCUGCCCCGUCACUUCCGGCGGUGCAGCGCUUUGCAUCCCGAGCGUAAUACUAGAAGGGUACAACCUGUGAUACGUCGAUCUACACCAAAAACUUCGUCUAAGAAGCGUCGUUAAGCAUCUCAGCAGCAUGAUACGGCCACGUCUAGCUUCACUAUAAAAAUAAUGACAUACACUACGAUCAAUAUAAUAAUCAUGAUUCCUUUCACCUUACAGAUUGCAAUCGAACUUUUCGG
Guyanagaster necrorhizus is the source of this 2105-nucleotide messenger RNA. RefSeq lists its product as uncharacterized. The record is from RefSeq and is a predicted model, not a curated record. Bases 478 to 1986 code for a protein of 502 amino acids. Lineage: Eukaryota; Fungi; Basidiomycota; Agaricomycetes; Agaricales; Physalacriaceae. The transcript has 12 exons.